This is a messenger RNA of Adineta steineri, 2928 nucleotides long. NCBI's taxonomy places the organism in Eukaryota, Metazoa, Rotifera, Eurotatoria, Adinetida, Adinetidae. The record is from the annotation of a GenBank genome assembly.
AUGGCGUCAGGUGUUCAACAAUGGCGUCGAUUUAAUUUUUUUGAUAAAGAAAUCGUUAAACGAAAAGGUGGAAAACCAUUAGAAGAUGUUAAAAAUAUUCAAGUUAUUGCAUCAACUAGUACAAAUGGUGCUGGUGAUGGUCAAUUGAUAUUUGGUUGUAGUGAUGGUUCAUUAUGUGUUAUUAAUCGUGAUUAUGAAGCUAAUCAUAUACGUUCAUUUGAUAUUUCAUUACAAUUAUUAGCACAUUCAGCAGGUGAUACAUUAAUAGCAAUUGGAAUGGAUGAAAAUGAAACAAAACAAACGAUUAAAUUAUGGAAAACAGAUAAAACACUUGUAGAAAAAGAAAAUACAGAACCAGCAAAAAUUAUAUCAAUAUUACCAAAUGAUCAUCCAAAUUCAAAAAUAUGUGCUGUAGCUAUUACUGAUCGACAUAUAGUACUUGGCUGUGAAAAUGGAGCAAUAUAUUUUUUUGCAUCAACUGAUUUAAUUAAAGAAAAACGUUAUAAAUUCACAACACCAUUUUAUCAAGCUGAAAAGCCAAUAACAAAUUUAGCACUUGUUGAAGGAACAAAACCACACGGUGGUUUAAUAGUUUAUGCAACGACUGAAACAAAUGUUCUUUCAUUUCGACUUAUACCAACAGCUCCAACAGCUGGUAUAUCAACUGCUGUUGCUGUUGCUGCUUCUGUAUCAUCUACUUUAACAUCUACAUUACGUGAUCGUCGACCAUUUCAUUUAACACAUCAUCAACAACCACCAGCACAAUUUAAUAUAACAAUUCUUGAAACACAUAUUGGUUGUUCACCGAGAUGUGCUGUUUUAGCACAAUCCGAUCUUGAUGGUGAAUUACAAUUCGUUAUUGCAAAUUCUACAGGAGUUUUUUCAUAUGUUGGAGAAGAUAAACGUGUUGGUUUAGCUAUUGAAGGAGAAAAAUUAACUAUACAUUGGUGGUUUAAUUAUUUAAUAGUUGUUACAAAAGAAAAUCGAAAAGCAAUUACAACAACAUCAACAACAACUAAUCCAACUAAUACACAACAACAAUCAGCUAUUUUAUUACAAUUAGCAGCAGAUUCAAUUCAUAAAACAACAACCGAAUUACAAACAUUAGCUGUUUAUGAUACAAAUCCUCAAUUACAGGCUUAUUCUGUUGGUAUAUCACGUAUACAAUGUGUUCUUGAUGAAUGGGGUUAUAUUCAUAUAUUAACUGGUGAUGGAGAAUUACAUCGUUUAAUCGAAAAAGAUUUACAUUCAAGACUUAAUAUACUUUUUAAAAAGAAUCAAUAUCAACUAGCACUUCAGUUAGCAAAGAAGAAUCAAACCAGUAAACAAGGUAUGGCGGAAAUUUUCAAACAAUUUGGUGAUCAUUUGUAUGCAAAAAAUGAAUUUGAAUCCGCAACUGAUCAAUAUUGCAAAACAAUUGGAUUUUUAGAACCAUCCUAUGUUAUAAAAAAAUUUCUUGAUUCUCAACAUAUCGAUCAUUUAACUCGAUAUUUAGAAGAAUUACAUCGUGCAAAAUUAGCUAAUGUUGAUCAUACAACAUUAUUACUUAAUUGUUAUACAAAACAUCCUGAUCGUAUUAAUCGUCUUGCUCAAUUUAUUGGUUUAAAUGAAAAUUCUGGAUCAACACCUGAUGUAGAAUUAACUUUUGAUGUUGACAUAGCAAUCGAUGUUUGUCGUCAAGCAAAUUAUUUGGAUGAAGCAUUAGCACUUUCAGCUAAAUAUCGUCGUCAUGAUAAAUAUAUUAAAAUUCAAUGUGAAAAUAAGAGAGAUUAUGAUCGAGCAUUGACAUAUAUUCAAACAUUAAAAUUUGAUGAUGCUUUACAAGCAUUUAGAAAUUAUGGCAAAACUUUAAUUAAACAACAACCGAAAUUAACAACAAAAUUAUUAAAACAACUUAAUCCAACACCACAACAAAUCGAACAAGAACAAUUACCAGAAUCAUUAAUUAAUUUAUUUAUGAAUAAUCCAGAUGAAUUACUUGAUUAUCUUGAAUAUGCUGUUAAACAAUAUCCAAAAGAACAUCUCGUAUCAACAGUUUACGAUACAAUUCUAGAAUUACUUCUACAAAAAUAUAGUACAACAGAAGAUAAAAAAGAACUAGAUCGUUUAAGUCAUCAGAUUAUAACAUUACUUCAAGAUUCAAAGAUUGGUAUUGAUGUAACGCGUGCAAUGGUUGCAUGUCAAAAAUAUAAUUUUAAAGCUGGUGUUAUUUGUUUAUAUGAUAAAGCAAAAUUAUAUCAACAAAUUUUGCAAUAUCAAAUGAAAAAUAAAGAAAGUGAUAAAAUAGUUUCGACUUGUCUUAAAUAUGGUGAUGAAGAUCCUCAAUUAUGGAUACAAGCUUUAAGUUAUUUUUCGAAAUUAAAACGUGCGGAUGGAUGUCGAAAAGAAAUUCAACAAAUAUUAAAAUAUAUUGAUGAGAAAGAUCUCCUGUCGCCAUUAUUGGUUAUUCAAACAUUAAGUAAUAAUGAAUCAACUAGUCUUGAUUUACUUAAAGAUUAUUUAAUACGAAAACUUCAUAAUGAACAAACACAAAUAGAAAAAGAUCAAUCAGAAAUUCGACGUUUUCGUCAAGAAAGUGAAUUAUUUGUUGAAAAAAUUAAACAAUUAGAAACCGAUCCAAUUCUUUGUCAAGAUCCAAAAUGUAGUGCAUGUAAAAUGGAUUUAGAUAUUCCAUGUAUACAUUUCUUUUGCGAACAUUCUUUUCAUGAACACUGUGCUUAUGCAGUUGAAUCAGCAACAUCAUCAGAAAUUACCUACGAAUGUCCAUUAUGUUCCGGCGAUAAUCGUAAAUGGCUUGAUUUAAUAAAUAUGCAACGUGUUAGUAAAGAUAUUCACGAAACAUUUCAUCGUAAAAUAGAUGAUCAACAAGAUAAAUUUGGUGUUAUUGCUGAAUUUCUUGGUAGAAGACUUUUUGAUAAAGUAAGAUAA